Messenger RNA from Cicer arietinum (chickpea), 1040 nucleotides. RefSeq names its product cold-regulated 413 inner membrane protein 1, chloroplastic. The record is from RefSeq and is a predicted model, not a curated record. Gene Ontology annotation, cellular component: membrane. Lineage: Eukaryota; Viridiplantae; Streptophyta; Magnoliopsida; Fabales; Fabaceae.
AAAAAUUGACGGAAGAGCAAGAGAGUGAAGAAAAAGAGAGAGCAUAACAGGCGUUGAAACUCAAGAAAGAAGAGGAGAGGAAAAAAAAAAAAAAGAAGUAAAAAUGUUACCAGCUUGUUCAACAACUGCUAAUCCACGAACUACAUUCUCUCACCUCAACUAUCGCAGAGAUCCUUCAUCUUCUCUCUUUCGCUCAUCACCUUCAUCGCUCUCCUUCAAUCCUCUUACCCUCAGGUACAUAAACCCCCUCACUCUCACACACUCCUUCCUCUCUCAUUAUGUUUCUCUUUCUGAUUUCAGAUCCUCCUUCACUCACCAUUACGGAAUCAGAACCUCCGUCAAAUCGGAAACCAGUAACAGACGAAGAACAAGCACAGGGUUUCGUGUCCUUUCCUAUAUUGCUCCUUCACCUUUUACUACUCCUAAUUUGCAAUGGAUCUCCGCUGUUUCUUCUCUAGUUUUAAUACUGGCAAAGGGCACCGCAGUACCGAAAUCAUUUAUUGUUCCAUUAUUUGCUUUGCAAGCACCUGCAGGUGUUGUUGCCUGGAUAAAAGGUAGAUAUGGCUUGUGGUCAGCAUUCUUGGCACUUCUAGUCCGCCUCUUCUUUUACAUUCCUGGUGAACUUGAGUUGCCAUUUAUAGCGUUACUCUUGGUGAUUGUAGCUCCUUAUGAGGCUUUGAGAUUAAGGGACACAAAAGAAGGUGCUGCAAUUUCUUUAUUGAUUGCGGUGUAUUUGGCUUUUCAGCAUUUCUCAAGAACAAGCUUGCAGAAAUCAUUUGACCAAGGUUCAAUUGUUGCCACCUUAGGGGUCAUCUGUAUCACUGUUUCAUCUUUGUUGCUUCUUAUAUGAGUUGGCUUUGAAAUGAUUUAUGCUAAUAGUAUAAUUUGUAAAUAAGAAUAAUACCUGUUAGAAUGGUGAUACUAUUAGGAUAUGUAUUAUGUAACAUGUUUGACACUCUAGUUGUUUACUUUUUACUUAAUAAUUUAAAUACUGAUGUUUGAAUCUGCAUUUAUAUUAGAAAUUUGUAUUUAGUACAUCA